AUGGAUCCGAAGCGUGGUGUUCCUGGCCUCGACGCUCCCGGGAUGGGCUGGCGACUCGAAACCGUCGCCAGCAAGGUGGAACAUCCCAACCUGCCCACGAUAAUAGGUGGGCUUCGCUGCUGGUGGAACUCGGGCAACUGGCCUACCACGUCGCAGGGUUUGCCUGGUCGUCUCCAGAGUCGCACUCCCUGCGCCCAUCUCGAUCUCCUGAGCGACUCCCUGUCAACGUCGGCUUCCCAUGGCGCCGGAGAAUAG
Uncinocarpus reesii 1704 is the source of this 255-nucleotide messenger RNA. RefSeq lists its product as uncharacterized. Lineage: Eukaryota; Fungi; Ascomycota; Eurotiomycetes; Onygenales; Onygenaceae. The transcript has a single exon. The record is from RefSeq and is a predicted model, not a curated record. The coding region runs from base 1 to 255 and encodes 84 amino acids.